UUUAAAAGACAGCUUCAGCUGCCUGGGUUGCACUCUGGUGGGACGCAUCAUGGAGAGAACUGUGGUGCAGCUAACCCUCUUUGGGCUGCUGCUGGCUUUGGCUACCACACUACCAAACAAGGAUGACUGGGACAUCUACAGCUUUCACAUCAACUCUACAGUGACCGAUCGCUAUGCCACCACUGUCAUCACAAGCCGUGUGGCCAAUCGCAUGGAUGAGUCAAAGGAAAUAGAAUUCCACGUUAGGAUUCCAAAGAAUGCCUUCAUCAGUAAAUUCAGAAUGUUUAUAGAUGGCCAGGCAUAUGAUGGUAUUGUGAAAGCUAAGGAGCAGGCUCAGAAACAGUAUACUGAAGCUGUAUCUCGUGGCCAAAGCGCUGGGAUUGUCAGCUCUGUAGGCAGGACUCUGGAAGAAUUCAAGACUUCUGUUACUGUGGCUGCUCACCAAAAGGUCACCUUUGAACUCACAUAUGAGGAACUGAUGAAACGUACCCUUGGGAAGUAUGAGCUGCAAAUCCAUGCUCGACCGAUGCAGCCUGUCAAAGACUUCAAGAUUGAUGUGCUCAUUCAUGAGAAAGCUGGCAUCAGUUUCAUCAAUGUGAAAGGAGGACUAAGCACCAAAGCCCUGGCUAAUGCCAUCACCAAAGAACAAGCAGACAAACAGGCAUGGGUGCAUUUCUAUCCAACAGAGGACCAACAGAAAACUUGUGACAGCUGCGGAGUGGAUGGUAUGAAUGGAGAUCUAGUUAUUGUUUAUGAUGUAAACAGGGACACCACACUGGGAGACAUCAAGAAAUCUGAUGGGUACUUUGUUCAUCACUUUGCUCCAACUGGUCUUUCCCGAAUACCAAAAAAUGUUGUCUUUCUUAUUGAUCAAAGUGGCUCAAUGCAUGGCAGAAAAAUAGAGCAGACACGAAUCGCAUUAAUCCACAUCUUAAAUGACCUGGCUGAAGAUGACUACUUUGGUCUUAUCACUUUUCAUAGUGGCAUUAAUCACUGGAAACAAGAACUUGUUCAGGCCAGCAGUGUAAAUGUGGAGAGCGCCAAGAAUUUUGCAAGGACAAUAGGAGCUGCAGGAGGCACAGACAUUAACCAAGCAGUGCUGAAAGGAGCAAGUAUGCUGAAUGCACAUCCAAGACAAGGUUCAGCAUCUAUCCUUAUACUUCUCACAGAUGGAGAUCCAACCUCAGGCGAGACAAAUAUUGAAGUGAUACAGUCCAAUGUCAGAAGGGCCAUUGCAGAUAAAUUCCCACUCUACUGUCUUGGUUUUGGUUUUGACGUCAAUUUUAAGUUCCUUGAGAAAAUGUCACUACAGAACAAUGGUGUGGCAAGACGAAUUUAUGAAGACUCUGACGCUGAUUUGCAGCUGAAGGGUUUCUAUGAAGAGGUAGCUACUCCUCUGUUGACAGACCUGACACUGCUCUAUGCUGGUGGAACCAAUCUUACCCAGACUAACUUCAGCAUGUAUUAUAAUGGCUCUGAGAUCGUGGUGGCUGGUCAGAUCACUGACAAUGACGUGGAAACUUUCACUCCACAAGUUGUGGCCAUUUCGGGGAAUAGAAGGGUAACCUUUUCUGGCACAAACACCUCUGUGGAGUCGACUGGAACGGAGUCUGGUGCCCACAUCCAGAGGGUUUGGGCCUACCUCACAGUUAAACAGCUUCUGGAGAAAGAGCUGCAGUUAUCUGGACCUGAGAAAGAGAAGGUGAAGAAAGAUGCUUUGGAGUUGUCACUUCAGUAUAGCUUUGUGACCCCACUCACAUCCAUGGUGGUCACCAAGCCUCCAGGGGAGAACACAGAUGUGCUUCAUAAACCCAAGGAAGGUGAAGCACCAGAGAGGCAGGCCAAUACCAGGACUCCUCAAUACCAUUUUCGUCUUAACUCAUCUCCGAUACACCAGACACCAGGUUUUGGGGUGAUGCCAAGGGGAGGAGGCUAUGGGAGAGGCUAUGGUGGGGCUGCAGGGGGACCACCUGGCAAUCCUUGGACUCCAUUGCUGAUACCAGGUAAGACACAUUUACAUGAUGUGACAAUGAAAUUACAACGUAUGGAUACAGGUUUUUGGUUUAUAAGUUUGUUUGCAUUAAUAAUGCAGAUGCCAGUUCCUAACAUGGACGUCUAUGAGGAUGCUGACUACGAUACUGUACCUAUAAGUCAUGCCUACAGUGUGGAUCGAAAACUAAAACUUCAGAGACAUAAACCACCUGUUCAGCGUCCUCGUCCUACCUUCGUGUCAACAGCAGCAGCAACUUCUGCCCCUCUUUUGCACAGAUUUUUGCUGAAAUCUGACAGUGCAUCUCCUCCACUAUGCUUUGAUGUCAACGGAGCUGCUCUCCUUAAACUGCUGCACCACCCCAGCAGAGAGCUGUAUGUGAACGGUGAGCUUGACUCAGUAACAAAUGGGGGCUUCAAAAAGAUUGUCGUCCACUUCACUGCUGAUCAGCAUGUUGAAGUUACCACCACAGGAGUCACUGUGCGAGUGGGGCAGAAUGUAACACACCACACUGGACAGGAUCCCAUCGCAGUCGGAAGUAUGACAGUGAUUCGGCGGGACAAGGAAAUCGAUGUUGCAGCUGCAGAUGCUCGCCUGGUCAUUUUAGUUCAUCAGAAGAAUGGCAAAGAAUUGCUUUGGCCAGUUUUGAGACAGAAGCCGUCAGCCACCAACAUGGAGGGAAUUUUAGCUCUAUCGCCAGCAGUUUAUGAGGCGGUGCAGCAAGCUUCCCUCACAAAACUGAAGAUCAAAGACCAGGAGAUUUCUGCCACCAGUGCCACUGCGGUUGACUAUGGUGUUGUGUUUCCUCUGACAAUGAACUGCUGGCUCAUGUCUGCUGAGUCCGCCCUACAGAGACGCCUGGAUGACUUCUUUGUUGCGCAACUUUAACUGGGGGCCAUGUUGAAGAAUUUGAAAAUAUUUCACGCAAAAGAAAAUGAAGGCAAUUAAUACUUAGUAAUUAAGGAAAAUCAGUACCUAAACUUUCAGCUUGUAACUAGCAUUGAGAAAGUAAAGCAUCCUACAUCUUG
This is a messenger RNA of Acanthochromis polyacanthus (spiny chromis), 3018 nucleotides long. Its product is annotated as inter-alpha-trypsin inhibitor heavy chain H3-like. The transcript is spliced from 27 exons. Lineage: Eukaryota; Metazoa; Chordata; Actinopteri; Pomacentridae. Bases 50 to 2878 code for a protein of 942 amino acids. The record is from RefSeq and is a predicted model, not a curated record.